Molecule: messenger RNA, 594 nt
Organism: Phytophthora sojae
Lineage: Eukaryota; Oomycota; Peronosporomycetes; Peronosporales; Peronosporaceae
Exons: 3
Source: RefSeq, a predicted model, not a curated record
UUCGACAAUUUGCCACCUCAUUUACUACGCGCUGGCGGCUUUCUUUUGGCGUCUCUAGUGUAUCACGCUGAAUAUCUACGAACCACGCUGAGUGAGCAGCAUCCAUUGCAUCGCAACGCGCUUUUCGGAAAUACCAGACUAGUUUCCCAGUUGCAACAGAAAGUAGUUUGCCGAACGGCACGUCCAUCAGAUCGAAUAAGGCCUACUGGUGUACCUCCGCACGUUCAUUUGAUGGCAUCGAUGGAGCAGCAAGCGGCGCAGCUACAGCAGCUAUCAUUGUCGGUUAAUGUAGAUGAUAACGAUGGAGUCCAAAUGGCUACACAAAAGCUGACUCUUACGAUCUCAAGAUUGACGCGAGCACCUGCUGAUUUUACUAUUCCCAGCAUGUCGUUAAGGUGUGCUUGGGAGCACUGGUGCUGUGGUGACCCAUCUGGGCGAAUUGGUCCAUAUCGCUUCCUGCAGUGGCAGGACCUUUCCACUUGUGGGAAGCGGAAGACGCUCUCAGCCUAUCGGUGCGCUAUUCCGAAGCUUUAUAACAGCGAUGUAACACCAAAAAAUCGUCAAAGGCGCAAAGAUCAGCUCAAUUGGUCUACU